Molecule: messenger RNA, 2373 nt
Organism: Baudoinia panamericana UAMH 10762
Lineage: Eukaryota; Fungi; Ascomycota; Dothideomycetes; Mycosphaerellales; Teratosphaeriaceae
Exons: 3
Coding region: 1-2373 (790 amino acids)
Cellular component (GO): nucleus
Molecular function (GO): RNA polymerase II CTD heptapeptide repeat phosphatase activity
Source: RefSeq, a predicted model, not a curated record
AUGCGCCUAUACACUCCUGCCGGCCUCAAAUACCCGAUCAGGGUCACAAAGGUGCUCGUCGGCCGAGAUGACGACAUCGAGACCAAUUCGCCAUUGUUCCGCUACAGCUACACAACGGUCAUCGAGGUCAACGACCCCGAUACGCGAGAAUACAAAAAGCAGGAGACGAACUUCUAUGCCGAAUUCGAGAGUGAGGUGGAAGGCAAGGUGACCAGCAUCAACGUAAAGGAGAAGCAGAUCAUCAAGGAACCCAUUGCGGUGGCGGAGAUUGAGGAGCCUUGCAAGCAUGAGGUGCAGUUCGGCGGCAUGUGCGCGAAUUGCGGCAAGGAUAUGGAUGAGACGACGUACAGCACUACCGUCAAGAACACGGAGAGAGCGACCAUCAACACCGUACACGGACACACCAAGCUGUUGGUGUCGCACGAAGAGGCGAGUCGCGCAGACGACGAAGCGAAGCGAAGAUUGAUCAAGUCGCGGAAACUGAGCUUGGUCGUGGAUCUGGAUCAAACCAUCAUUCAUGCUACCGUAGAUCCAACCGUUGCUGAGUGGCAAGCUGACGAGACGAAUCCGAAUCAUGCCGCGGUCAAGGGCGUGAGGAAGUUUCAGCUGGUCGAUGACGGACCAGGUGGCAGAGGGACAUGGUACUACAUCAAGCUCCGACCUGGUUUGAGCGAUUUCUUGCAGCUUGUCUCGCAGUAUUACGAACUACACAUCUAUACUAUGGCAACACGUGCGUAUGCCGAGGAAAUCGCCAAGCUCGUCGACCCCGGCCGCAAACUCUUCGCGAAUCGAAUACUGUCGCGGGACGAGAAUGGCAGCAUGAACUCCAAGAGUCUCAAGCGCCUGUUUCCUGUCGACACGAAAAUGGUUGUUAUCAUUGAUGAUCGAGGAGAUGUCUGGAGCUGGAGUCCGAACCUGGUAAAAGUCAGUGCGUAUGACUUCUUCGUUGGUAUCGGUGAUAUCAAUAGCAGCUUCCUGCCAAAACGGCCGGAGUUGGAAGCCAGGCCCACGAACCCUGUCAAGGCUGCAAACAAGGCAAUCGACGGACCCACGCCAGACGUAGGCAGCGAUGACACUAGAGAUGGCGACGACAUAAGCAAAUCAGGCGAUCUUGACACUCCCGGCUCCACGCCACCUGUAAUGAACGGCAAGGUUUCUGCUGUAGAUCGUAUGGUGUCUAUGGCUGGCAAUUGCGACGAAGACAGCAUGAAGGAGAAGAGCGACGAGCAGGACGAGACCAUUGCUGCGCAGCUGGCAGAUAGGCCACUAUUACAGAAACAGAAAAUCUUGGACGCGGCAGAAGAAGAGGCCAAGACUUCGCCGGCAGUCGAAGCAGCUGCUGAGCUAUUGGCAGGCAAUGGCGAAGAGCCUGAGCUUUCACCUUCCGUCUCCCACCCUAAGUACAGGCACAAUCUCCUCCAAGACGACGAUACAGAGCUAGAAAAUCUCGGACGGAGCUUGCGCGACAUCCACCAAGCCUACUUUGACGACUACGAUCGAGAUCGAGCAGCGGUGAAAGGUAGCCGAGUGGCUGAGCUGCGUCCGGAUGGACCGAACAGAAAGCGGCCACUUGACGACAUCGAGAACAUACCCGAUGCAGCCGCCAUUAUGACAAGCAUGAAGUCACGCGUGCUGUCCGGCGUACACCUUGUCUUCUCCGGCGUUGUGCCUUUGGGCGUCAACCCUCUCAAUCACGACCUUGCCAUCUGGGCGAGAAGCUUCGGCGCGAACGUGCAAGUCAAGGUCAGCAGACGAACCACGCAUUUGAUAUCUUCGCCGGACCGCCGGACGGCAAAGGUGCGGCAAGCGCUGAAGAAGGGCUCGCGAAUCGCCAUUGUCAAUCAGAAUUGGCUGUACGCUUGCUUCAGCCAGUGGAAGAAGGUUGACGAGGAGCCGUAUCGCAUCCAUGUCGAGGCGGCGAUGAGCGGUAAGCCCGGUGUCGACACCGACGAUGACAUGCAAAAGUACAGUCCAUCUACGGCGCGCGAAGACAGCGGUGCGUUGUUCGAUCAGAGCGAGGAAGACUGGAGCGAGAUCCGUGGAGAGCUGGACGAUUAUCUCGGUAGUGAGGGGGAGGAGAGCGAUGCCGAGAGUGUGCGGACCGAGAGCACUGAGGCUGAAGCCGGUGGUAGCGGGGUCAAUGGCACGGACGAGAAUGGUCAAAGCAGGCUUCAGAAGCGAAAGAAGGAGGCAUUAUCGAGGACCACCAGCUUGACGAAUGUUGUUGAGGCUGUUGUCUUUGAUGCUGUAUCUUCGACGUCGCGGCCUGCUGACGAUCCAGGUGGGCAAGGGUCGAAGGAAGAGGUGGAGGAAGACGAUCUUGAGGCAGCCUUGGAGGCGGAGAUGUUGAAGCAGGCAGACGAGGGCGAUUAG